This is a messenger RNA of Sipha flava (yellow sugarcane aphid), 1551 nucleotides long. Its product is annotated as cuticle protein-like. The record is from RefSeq and is a predicted model, not a curated record. Gene Ontology annotation, cellular component: extracellular matrix. The transcript is spliced from 4 exons. Bases 97 to 1476 code for a protein of 459 amino acids. NCBI's taxonomy places the organism in Eukaryota, Metazoa, Arthropoda, Insecta, Hemiptera, Aphididae.
AUAAAGCCGAUACCGUUCAUCGAAGUCAACACUCAAUCAACAACGUUCGGUGACUUCAACACACAAAAAGCAAAAAAAAAAACUUAUUUAUUUACAAUGGCAUUCAAAUCUGUCGCCGUAUUCGCUUGUGUGCUGGUCUCAGCUCUCGCCGCACCCCCAGCGUACCCAGCGCCCGCUGCUUACUCGGCACCAGCCCCGUACUCCGCACCCAAAUCCUACGCCGCUGAACCCGCAUACGCCCCAGCCCCAUACAACUUCGAAUACAGCGUACACGAUGACGCCACCUACGACAUCAAGAGCCAAUCCGAAUACAGCGACGGCAACGGAUACGUCAAGGGAUCCUACAGCCUGGUCGAACCUGACGGCACCAAGAGAAUCGUCGAAUACACCGCUGACGACUACAACGGUUUCGUCGCCGAAGUGAAGAAAGAAGGCACCCCAUCUUACAGCUCCGCCCCGGCCUACAAGCCCGCGUACAAGGCACCAGCUGCCUCAGCCUACUCAGCUGCCCCGGCUUACCCAGCUGCACCAGCCUACUCCGCUGCCCCAGCCUACUCCGCUGCCCCAGCCUACUCCGCUGCCCCAGCCUACUCUGCUGCCCCAGCCUACAAGCCAGCUUACUCUGCUCCGGCUUACUCUGCCCCAGCCUACAAGCCAGCUUACAAGCCAGCUUACUCCGCCCCGGCUUACUCUGCACCGGCUUACUCCACACCAGCUUACCCAGCUGCCCCAACUUACCCAGCUGCUCCAGUUUACCCAUCUGCCCCAUUUACAAUGGCAUUCAAAACCGUCACCGUCUUCGCUUGCGUGCUGGUCUCAGCCCUUGCCGCACCCCCAGCGUACCCAGCUCCCGCUGCUUACCCAGCGCCCGCUGCUUACCCAGCACCCGCUGCUUACUCGGCACCAGCCCCGUACUCCGCACCCAAAUCCUACGCCGCUGAACCCGCAUACGCCCCAGCCCCAUACAACUUCGAAUACAGCGUACACGAUGACGCCACCUACGACAUCAAGAGUCAAUCCGAAUACAGCGACGGCAACGGAUACGUCAAGGGAUCCUACAGCCUGGUCGAACCUGACGGCACCAAGAGAAUCGUCGAAUACACCGCUGACGACUACAACGGUUUCGUCGCCGAAGUGAAGAAAGAAGGCACCCCAUCUUACAGCUCCGCCCCGGCCUACAAGCCCGCGUACAAGGCACCAGCUGCCCCAGCCUACUCAGCUGCCCCGGCUUACCCAGCUGCACCAGCCUACUCCGCUGCCCCGGCCUACAAGCCAGCUUACUCCGCUCCGGCUUACUCUGCCCCAGCCUACAAGCCAGCUUACUCUGCCCCGGCUUACUCUGCACCAGCUUACCCAGCUGCUCCAGCAUACCCAGCUGCCCCAGCAUACGGAUACUCCACCCCAGCACCAGCGUACGGAUACUCCACCCCGGCUUACAAGGCCUCAUACGCCGCCCCGGCUUACAAACAAUACUAAUUCCAAAUAAAUUGUAGGAACAAAUAAAUUAUUAUAUUUUCGUGUAAAUAAAAUUCAAAAUUGCCAUUAAUUGAA